GUUGCGCAGACACACUUAGGUACACAAGAUACUGAGGCUGGGUGAGGCAGAAGAGAAGAGACCGCAAACAGCCACUGGUUGCUCAUUGACACUCAAGCUUAAGGAGGGUACAGACAGCCUAUCCUAUGUGUGGCUCUUCACAAGGCUUCACAGCCUCCUCGUCUGAAUGCACCACAGCCAUGUUAACCUCAGAGAGGUCUCCACAAAGCAUAGGAGUCACCACUGCAGCAAUGUCAGAAUUGCAGGAUGUAGAUGUAAAUGUUGCAUCAUGGAGCGAGGCAGACUUUGAGGAGAAGUGCACUUACAUUGUGAAGGACUACCCACUGGAAGAAGAGUCUGAAAACCAUGGCAAGACGCGGGCAGAGAGAUCCCUACCCAGAAACCUUGCCCUGAAACACUCCCACAACUCAAAAGAGGUGCUCGGGGUGGCCAGUAAGGAGCUGAUUCCCAAGGGGACGCGUUUUGGCCCUUUCAUUGGGAAACGCUACACCAAUGAAAAACUGCUGAAAGACGCUAACAGAAAGUACUUCUGGAGAGUCUUCUUGAACGGGCACUUACACCACAUCCUGGAUGGUUUGGAUGAGGAGCACAGCAACUGGAUGCGAUAUGUCAACCCAGCACGAGCAGUGGAGGAACAGAACCUGGUUGCAUGCCAGAAUGGCUUGGAAAUCUUCUUCUACACUAUUAAACCUCUUCAGCCAGGCCAAGAGCUUCUGGUGUGGUACUGCUCUGAAUUUGCCCAGCGCUGCAACUACCCUCCACUGGGACAACUGGCUGUUAACAAAAAUGAACAGAAUGAGGUCCAUGAGAAGACUACAGGAAAACGAGGACACACCGUCUCUGAGAUCCUCCGGGCGGAGCCUUCCAAAACUAUGUCCACCUUUCACAGAUCUCUGGAUGGUGCUCUAUCUCAGAUUAAUGCUCCAACAGUUUUUCCCUUGUGUCCCAGUGUCAUCUACCCAAUUCAGUCCUUAUCAGAAGACACCCAUGGCCACAAAUAUGAAUCUCUGCUAUCAUUGCCAUCCUGCAGCCCUCCUCCUGCCAAAAGGCCAGCACUAAGCAAGCCUAUCCCCACACAUUUGCACUUCACCUUUCAGCACAGUCAGGACUCUGUUAAAGUCAAACCUUCCGAAGAGACAUCUAUGCCAGAUUAUUUCCAGCCUGCUCUCAGGUAUGGUCCCUAUCUACUGCCUCACUACUCCAUUGGCUUUCUACCUCAUUCACACCCAUUCCACAGUGAUCAGUUUAAGCAUCUGUCAUCUAAUUUCUUGCCUUUUGACAACUAUGCACAUCUACAUCCUUUCGCAAGUGGAUGCAAAGACUUGACAAAUGUGCGAUCUGAUUCCAAACAAGACCUCAUUCUUUCACCAACCAGUGAACACAAAGCCAACAAGGACCUUAUAUCCCAAAGGACAAACUACCUCAGGAACCCUUCAAAUGACCUCAAAGAUUUUAAACACUCUUCUAGCAGCAAUGUUCACACAGACCUCAUGAUACCAAUCAAAGCCAGCGCCUCACCCGUCGACACUGAACUCCAUGGAGACAUCCCCUCUCUUGUACCUGGAGGACACUCACCACCAGUGGGCAUGGCCGCCUCUUCGAACCGCCUUCCUUUCAAACCUACCUCGGCCACUCAAAGCAAUAGUGAAGAUGCAAUGGACCUCAGGAGGACAAAGCAAGUAGGGCAGCUUAUUGGCUACAAAACCCUGUCCUACCCUCUCACCAGGCAGAAUGGAAAGAUCCGGUAUGAGUGCAACAUCUGUGGCAAGGUCUUUGGGCAGCUGUCCAACCUCAAGGUCCAUCUGCGAGUGCACAGUGGUGAGCGUCCUUUUAAGUGUCAGACCUGCAACAAGAACUUCACUCAGCUGGCACACCUUCAAAAACACUAUCUGGUUCACACAGGAGAGAAGCCCCAUGAGUGCAAGGUGUGCCAUAAGAGAUUUAGUAGCACUAGCAACUUAAAGACCCACCAAAGGCUACACUCGGGUGAGAGGCCUUACCAAUGCAAGCUCUGCCCAGCCCGGUUCACUCAGUUCAUCCACCUCAAGCUUCACAAACGCCUGCACAGUGAAGAGCGUCCUCACCGCUGUCCUUGCUGUCCCUGUGCUUAUCUCCACUACUGCAGCCUGCAGGUGCAUCUCCAAGGCUUCUGCCCUCUCUCCCCGUCAGCCUCCCUCAGACACACACCAGAGGAGCUACAUCGGAUCAACUCAAAGAUAGAGAGGUUUGACAUGAGUGAGGCUGCAGAGGAGCUCGAAGUAAUGGCUGCAGAGGUUGACAUGGACAGCAGGAAUGUCAUUGACCUGAUUCAGAAGAUAGAGAAUACUGUCUCAGUCCACCAGGAUGGUACCUGAGAGGAGACUGAGCUGAGUAUCUACAGAUCAAUAAAGGAGUGUUCAGGCGCUAAGCUGCAUCAUGACAGUCCUAUAUGUCUGAAUCCAACCAGCAUCAAGCUGGAGUCAGGCUGAAUUUCAACGACUUAAGACUGCAUGCUAAUCCAACCUAAUAAUCCUUACGGGUCAACUCAGCAGCUGUCUGUUACUGCCCUAUUUGAAGUAAAGCCUUAUCUCAAUCAUGGAUUGCCUAGCCUAUUCUCUACAGGGACUGCAACUUAUGAAGAGUCAAAACUUUGCCACUGUGGCCUGGAAAAAGUGACUUGAUCGAUUUUAUGUCUAAAUCUUUGUUAAUUUAUUAAGUUGAUGAUUUUAAUCUAACAUGCAUAAAAGCAUUGAAUUCUAACAUUUUCAACUAUCUUGUUUUGUAUCUCUGGAACAUCUUGAUGGAACAAAAACUAAACAUGUGAUUAUGCAGAAAAGAUUUUACUUUGUGGUUUCAUUGUGCGUUAUCAAGAGUUCCUGAUUAUGUGGAUAUUUAUAUUGCCCUGAUUAAAGUGAAAAUGACUGUA
This is a messenger RNA of Melanotaenia boesemani (Boeseman's rainbowfish), 2905 nucleotides long. It is a transcript of the gene prdm1c, whose product is annotated as PR domain containing 1c, with ZNF domain. Gene Ontology annotation, cellular component: nucleus; cytoplasm. Gene Ontology annotation, molecular function: DNA-binding transcription repressor activity, RNA polymerase II-specific; RNA polymerase II cis-regulatory region sequence-specific DNA binding; histone deacetylase binding. Gene Ontology annotation, biological process: regulation of transcription by RNA polymerase II; cell fate commitment. The record is from RefSeq and is a predicted model, not a curated record. Lineage: Eukaryota; Metazoa; Chordata; Actinopteri; Atheriniformes; Melanotaeniidae. The coding region runs from base 126 to 2354 and encodes 742 amino acids. The transcript is spliced from 7 exons.